Messenger RNA from Schizophyllum commune H4-8, 1580 nucleotides. RefSeq lists its product as uncharacterized. Bases 101 to 1474 code for a protein of 457 amino acids. The record is from RefSeq and is a predicted model, not a curated record. Lineage: Eukaryota; Fungi; Basidiomycota; Agaricomycetes; Agaricales; Schizophyllaceae. The transcript has a single exon. Gene Ontology annotation, molecular function: protein binding.
CCGCGCGGUGGAUCGCGCUCCCACCGAGAUACUAUCCAUGAUCUUCAAUGCUGCCCUCCUUCCGGACGCAAUUGCGCUAUGGGACCGUCGCCUUGAAGCGAUGUGGGUCGCAUUGGCGGUCAGUCAAGUCUGUCGCAGGUGGCGCCAGAUCGCCUGCUCAGCACCGCAGCUGUGGAGGAACAUCACGAUCGGUCUCCCGUUCACCACCGGCAAGCGCGCUCUCGUCGCUCUUAGCCUCGCACGCUCGGGAUCCGUCCCCUUGGAUAUCAAUCUCGACGUUCGAAACCCGGACUACGACGGCGACAACGACGUCCCGCCCGGCGAGCCGCAGGCGAUGCUCGACUGCCUUGAGCUCAUCGUCCCGCACGCGCAGCGCUGGGGCAACCUGGACGUCAUAUGCGACACGCUGUCCGUUAUGCGCGCGUUCCUAGAGAGGACGAAAGAUAUUCGUCCUCGACAGCUAGCACGCAUAGCGCUCAUGCGACCGAACCCCCUCUUCGCCGCGCUCGGCAUGGACCCAGAGCCGGAUGAGCUCGACUCCCUUCCGCUCUUCUCGGGUCCGCUCCCCGCCCUCAAGGAAGUUGUCCUUCACGGCGCGCACGUUGACUGGGCAUCUCCCGCCCUCCAAGGUCUCGCGCACCUCGACCUCCGGUUCCAAACCGAGUUCGUGAUGCCAUCGUGGGAGCGCUUCGUCGACGUUGCACGCGCAUCACCGCACCUCCAGUCGCUUGCGCUCGUUGGGUGUGGGCCGGACCUGGAUGAGAUCCAUACAUGUCGUGCGGCGCCGACCAUGGACACGCUGGUCUUUCCCUCGCUCACAGCCUUCUCCCUCGGGUACCUCGACGCCGAAAGUGCGAGAAAGCUGCUCAGCCUCAUCUCCAUGCCCCAGCUGCAGCACCUGACAAUCGAGGAUGCGGACUACUUACACGGCCCGGGAGACGCGCGGGGCGAUUCCACGCCUCUCAUCGCUUCCCUCGCCCAGCGUUCGCCAAGGGCCACGUCCCGGCCACCGGGCGCAGCCCUCAACCUCGCGCGAAUCACGGUCCUCGAGCUCGUGACCGUGCGUGCCAGUGAAGCGGCCUUUGCGCGGUUGUUUUCCGGCCUGUUGGCGCUCGAGGAGCUGCGGCUCGUCAAAAUGCAGCCAGACAUAUUUUCGGCUCUGGCGCCUACUGAGCUCCCUACGCGGAGCAAGGCGAUUCGCCCGUGCCCAAAGCUGCGUCGCAUUGAAUGUCGACACAUGGAUGCUUCUUCACUCAUCCCCGUUCUGCACAAGCGCCGUGUCGCAGCUGCAGAGGGCACGCCAGUGCCAAACUUCGUCCAGGCACUUACGUUGCGGGACUGCCUCUCACUGGCAGCUGAGGAGCUCCACGUCUUUCGAUCUCUCGGGAUACGGGUUAUCAUCGAGAGAUAUGAAGACGAUCUGUCCGAUAUGAACUCGGAGGGCGACGACGACGAUUCUUAUGAAGAUCUAUGACCUCCAUCCAGACGCUCAUUAUUGUAAUUUCUAUGUAUCCUAUGCCUUUCUUAGUUGUAGAAACGCGCUGUACUAUGUGUAAAGGAUGCUUUCGGGUUUUGGGGUA